Messenger RNA from Olea europaea var. sylvestris, 873 nucleotides. RefSeq lists its product as uncharacterized. The record is from RefSeq and is a predicted model, not a curated record. Lineage: Eukaryota; Viridiplantae; Streptophyta; Magnoliopsida; Lamiales; Oleaceae. The coding region runs from base 10 to 603 and encodes 197 amino acids. Gene Ontology annotation, cellular component: endoplasmic reticulum; membrane. Gene Ontology annotation, biological process: endoplasmic reticulum tubular network organization; membrane organization. The transcript is spliced from 5 exons.
UUUUUUUAUAUGUAUGGCAGCUUAUGUUUCUUUUUCGUUUUUGUUCUUUUUUAUUUUUUGCAGGUAUUUGUUGUGGCAGUACUUGCUAUCUUUCCUCUUGUGCCUAAGAAUCUGUCAAUACGGGCAUACCGGCUUUCCCUCAUAGGGACUGCUUGUUCUUCUCUAUAUUCUUUGUAUUCAACAUAUGGGAAACCUAGAGCAUGGAAUAUGCAGGCUUUGCAAGUUUGGUUUCAAUCAGUGGUGGUUACCAAAGAUUUUAUCUACUCCAUCUAUUGCCUUACAUUUGUCUCCUCACAUCUGUGCCUCAAAUUCGCUCUAAUUCCCAUUUUGGGUUGGGCCCUUGAGCAUGUUGCAAAGUUUCUGAGGCGCAACUUUAGCAGAUCCACUUUGUAUAGGAAAUAUUUGGAAGAGGCAUGUGUUUGGGUUGAUUCAAAUGCUACAACCCUUGGCAUUCUAUCCUCACAAGCAGAGAUUGGAGUUGGGUUCCUUCUGAUUUUCUCUCUCUUCUCGUGGCAGCGCAAUAUUAUACAGACAUUUAUGUACUGGCAGGUGCGUGUCGCUUCUCUGAUUUUAAAAUAUGAAAAACUUUACAUUUUCACGUGACAUUAUUUCGUGGCCUUAGAAAUAUGCAGUGAGAGUGAAAGUGAAGCUGCCCUUUGUUUUCUACCUAGAUUAUUGAGUCUGUUGUGCAGUUUAUACUUUAUGGCUCAUUCGAGAUAUUUGGCUCGGUUCUUGUAUGAUUUUCAUAUCCUUCAAGAGUUAUUACAAAUUUUAGGCUUGUUCUUUGAUCUGAAAAUAGCUGUUCAAGAUUGGAAAUUAUAAAAUCUGGUGUCAUGGUUCUGGCCAUUUAUAACCUGUUGAGUAGAUAUAUGA